This is a messenger RNA of Cryptomeria japonica (Japanese cedar), 3263 nucleotides long. Its product is annotated as kinesin-like protein KIN-8A. Bases 250 to 2826 code for a protein of 858 amino acids. The transcript has 8 exons. Lineage: Eukaryota; Viridiplantae; Streptophyta; Pinopsida; Cupressales; Cupressaceae. Gene Ontology annotation, molecular function: ATP binding; microtubule binding; microtubule motor activity. Gene Ontology annotation, biological process: microtubule-based movement. The record is from RefSeq and is a predicted model, not a curated record.
AAGUCUUAGGAACACAGAAUCUCAAUCUCAAUACCUAGUUGUUUGUGAUCAUUUGAUUUCCAUUUUAUUGUGAUCAUUUGAUUUCCACAUUAAACUGGUUUGUUUUCUUAGUGAUUUGAGAUUGCUCUACUUCUGUUCCAUCACUCUGGACAUUUUUGGUAGAAAUCCCAAAUGGGUGAGGGCAAUUUUCCUUAUCAACAUCAAUUCUAAGGGCUAAUUUUGCUCCAGUUAAGCAGCCUUUAAGCCGCCAUGCCAGUUGCCACAAGGUCACAUUCAGUGACUAGUCCCGGAGCCCUUCGAAGACGUCUCAAAGAAGAUGAACACGACCAGGGUCAUAAUUCUGCCAUGAGGAAUCCUCAUUAUAAACUCAAGGAAAAAAUGCGAUAUAUGGCCGAAAGCAAUGAGAGCAGUGCUAAUAAUAAUUCUACUACAAAGCCCCUAAACCAGCCCUUAAAAACCAGUCAUGCUAGCAUUGAUCUCCUUAGCCCGCAGGUGACUUCGGUGGCCUCUGCAGAGAAGCGGAAAUCAAAGAUAUCUCAAAACCCAGAAAAGACAGACGCAUUACAGGUACUGGGCCAGUGCAAUUUUAUCAAAGAGCAGAGGGGCAGGGAGUCAAACCUUGAGCGCUUGGUGCUGUCCUGCCCAAAGCCACUUCCGUCCUCAGGUAGUACAGCCGUGGCCAGGAGGCUCACCAUGAUUGGGGUUGGGCAUAAGGAGAGCAAGUGCCUUGGUGGGCUUGUUGGUGGUCAGCUGGAGACCAUUUCAGAAGGCGGUGUGGCCAAAGGCGGGGAACAGGGGGCUCGGAUUAUGGUUUAUGUCAGAUUGAGGCCAAUGUCAAGAAAGGAGAAAGAAGCUGGAUGCACUAGUUGCGUUAGGGUUGUUAACAAGAGAGAUGUAUAUAUUACAGAAUAUGGCAUGGAGACUGAUUAUCUUAGGCUCAAGAGGGUCAAAGGCCGGCAUUUUGCAUUUGAUGUAGCUUUCCCGGACGUGACUGGUCAGGAGGAAGUCUACCGUACCACAACGGCAGACCUUGUAGAGGGUGUCUUACAAGGGAGAAAUGGAUCUGUAUUCUGCUAUGGAGCGACUGGUGCAGGGAAGACAUAUACAAUGCUGGGUACCAUACAGAAUCCAGGAGUGAUGGUUUUAGCCAUUAAAGAUUUGUUUAUGAAGCUUAGACAACGGAGUUGUAAUGGUCACCAUGUUGUUCGCUUGUCUUAUCUGGAAGUCUAUAAUGAAACAGUCAGGGAUUUGCUUUCUCCUGGCAGGCCUCUUGUUCUUAGAGAAGAUAAGCAGGGGAUUGUAGCAGCUGGGCUUACUCAGUAUCAGGCUUACUCUACUGAUGAGGUCAUGUCAUUACUUCAACAAGGUAACCAGAAUAGAACAACUGAACCCACUCGAAUGAAUGAGACAUCAUCUCGAUCGCAUGCUAUCUUGCAGGUUGUAGCGGAGUACACAGAGAAAGAGGGUUCUGCUACUAUUACCCGUGUUGGCAAGUUGUCUCUCAUAGAUUUGGCUGGUUCUGAGAGAGCUCUUGCAACAGAUCUCCGAACUGUUAGAUCUCUGGAAGGAGCCAACAUAAAUAGAUCACUUCUUGCACUUAGCAGCUGUAUAAAUGCCCUGGUUGAAGGCAAAAAACAUAUACCAUAUAGAAACUCUAAACUCACACAACUACUUAAGGAUUCAUUGGGAGGGGCUUGUCAUACAGUAAUGAUUGCAAAUAUAAGUCCCAGUAUUCAGACCUUUGGAGAAACCCAAAAUACUCUUCAUUGGGCUGAUAGGGCAAAGGAGAUUCGCACAAAGGCUUCUGUUGCCCAUGAAGAGUUUCAACAUCCCGAAACCCAGACUGAACAGUUAAAGCUGCUGCUUGAAGUACAGAAGGAGAACCAGCAGUUGCGAACACAGAUUGCUCGCUAUCAACAGAAAAUACUUACAUUGCAAAGCCAAUGUGUGACAUCUUCCCCUGCUUUGUCCUCUUGUUCUAUUGUCCCUUCUUCACCUUUGACUCCUGCUGCAAUAGAAACCCAGAUGACUGACAGGUACUAUUCAAAGAUUAAUCAAUGCUCAACACCUGAACCAACCCCAAGGCGAUUAUCUUAUCAUGACGGUGGUAAAGCUGCAGAGGAGGUUAUUAAGGACCUCAAAAGAAAAAUCAGAACCCUUGAGGUGGAUAAUCAGAACUUAAACAAGGAGUACGCUAUUAAAGAAAAAAAGCUAAAAGCUGAAAUAACAGAUCUCAAGCGUGAGCACAGUUUACAGCUCAAACAGAAGGAUGAUUUUAUUCGUAAGCUUUGUCAAAAAUCCUCUUUUAACCAGUCCACACAAAAAUCCUCUCCACAAGAGAAAGAAGAAACUCUGAGUUUUACACAGCCAAAUGAUAAAAAUAAUGCCUUGAAGUCCACCAUACUGAUAUCCAGUUCUUCUGCAAAGCUGCCUUCAGAAAGGCUAAGAAAAAUUAUGCCCCUAAUGCCAGAAGGCAACAAUACUAACUCCUUACCACGAAAUGUCUGUGACUCAUCACUUAGGAUGGGAAGAAGAGUUCAAUACCCUAGUGAUGCUGGUAGUCUAAAAAGUCCUCGUCAAUCCAAUAGAUUUAAAUCUCCGGGCCCUGCACCUGUAGGAAGAAAGAGAACCUUUUGGGACAUCACCAAUGCCAACAGCCCUUCUGCUGUACAAAUCAGGAGUACAAGGACUCACAGGAAUGACGCUCCCUCUAUGCUCCUGCAGCUUGGAUAUUCAUGUUUCUGGCUCAUGUUAAUUGUGGGCCCUCCAAUGGUUGGUUACAUUCUUCAGCCAGGCUUUGCUUGUCACAGACAGUCUCUCAACUGAUGACCUACAACGGAGAGCUAAAGUGGAUCCACCUCAAAGAUGCAGUUUGAUGAAAGACAAUUUUUACGCAGCUUUGCUGGUUUCAGCUCAGAUUGAAGUGGUUUAAUCUGCCUUGAGAAAUCAUGGAGUUGGGUUGGAUCAAGUUUGCAUUCAAAUACCAUUGAAUUCUAUUAAUUGUAAUAUUUACCAUGAAUAGGCCGCUUAGUACUGCUUGGUUUAAAUAUCUUUUUUUACCAGCACAAACAAAACAGGUAAUUCUUAACAUUCUUACAUUGGCUACUUACAAAACUGAUAAGUUUUACACUGGGUUACUUACAAUGAUAGUUCUGCUGUGUAGGUGAAUUAUCCUUCUGUGAGAUAUCUCAUAUAUAUUUCAUGUAAUUAUUUUCAGUUGGACAAAGGUGUAUCAUUGGUAUCCACAAACUACAAUUAUUCUA